This is a messenger RNA of Arvicanthis niloticus (Nile rat), 5211 nucleotides long. It is a transcript of the gene Hmgxb3, whose product is annotated as HMG-box containing 3. Lineage: Eukaryota; Metazoa; Chordata; Mammalia; Rodentia; Muridae. The record is from RefSeq and is a predicted model, not a curated record.
CGCGAAGGCUGCCGGGACGGGUCUCCCUGGCGAUCAGUGGUGUGCUGUCGCCGCUGCCACCAGCGCGCCGGUACCGCGUAGACUCGUGUCCUUGCUACCUUCCUCGGGCUUCCCGGGGCCUGAUCCCCGGGGCCCUCGGCAGGCGUCGGCCGAACCUGUGCGCGAACCCGCGGCCCUUCACUCGCCCUUCACGACCCGGCAGCGCGACUCGGACAGGGAGCGAGAGGGACUGUGGCGACUCCGCGCCCUGUGUCGCCGGGCGGGGCCGCGGGGCCGGGGCUCCUCCAGCCCCCGGGAUGCGUGCGCGAGCUCUCGCCUCCACUUUCUCUUUACCGCUGUCACGCUUGGAGCCGCCUCUCGCCUACCGCGGAGAGCGCGAGUGCACCGAUCAGCACCCCUGUCGAGCCCCGGCGCCGGGUACCCCCGGGAAUGUGAGCCGCGAGGCUCGCAAGCUCCUCCGGCCAUGGACGAACCGUAUGAUGGUGCUGAGGUAACUGUCCUGAUGGAGGAAAUCGAGGAAGCUUAUUACACUUCCCCUGGGCCACCUAAGAAGAAGAAAAAGUAUAAAAUACAUGGAGAAAAGGCCAAGAAACCCAGGUCUGCUUACCUACUGUACUACUAUGACAUCUACUUGAAAGUGCAGCAGGAGCUCCCCCACCUCCCCCAGUCUGAGAUCAAUAAGAAGAUUAGUGAGAGCUGGAGGCUCCUCAGCGUGGCCGAGAGAAGUUACUACUUGGAGAAAGCCAAACUAGAGAAGGAAGGGUUGGAUCCUAACUCUAAGCUCUCUGCACUGACUGCUGUGGUUCCGGACAUCCCAGGUUUCCGAAAGAUCCUUCCCCGAUCGGAAUACAUCAUCAUUCCCAAGAGCACCCUGCAGGAAGACAGGAGUUGCCCUCAGCUAGAGCUCUGUGUGGCUCAGAACCAGGUGUCCUCUAAAGGGUCUACUCUCAUGUCUAAUGCUUCCCCAGAUGGAGCAGCCAGCCAUGCAGGCAUGGCGGAGCAGUGCCUGGCAGUGGAGGCCCUGGCUGAGGAGGUGGGAACCCUUGCCCAGCCAGGUGCCAUGCAGGAGAUUGCCACCUCAGAGAUCCUCAGCCAUGAUGUGCUCUUGGAGGAGGCGUCCUUGGAGGUAGGAGAGAGCCACCAACCUUACCAGACAAGCCUGGUAAUUGAAGAGACUUUAGUAAAUGGCUCAUCAGACCUCCCCUCUGGAAGCUUAGCCAUGCCACAUUCCCAAGUUGGGGAAAGCUUGUCAGUGGUAACAGUUAUGAGGGACUCCAGUGAGAAUAGCCCCUCUGCUCCAACCACUCAGUUCAUCAUGCUGCCUCUGCCUGCUUACUCGGUUGUGGAGAACCCUUCCUCCAUCAAACUGACUACAACAUACACCCGCCGGGGCCAUGGGACAUGCACGAGCCCAGGUUGUUCUUUUACCUAUGUCACCAGGCACAAACCACCUAAGUGCCCUACUUGUGGUAACUUCCUAGGAGGGAAGUGGAUCCCAAAGGAAAAGCCAGCCAAAGUCAAAGUGGAAUUGGCUUCGGGUGUCUCCUCCAAAGGUUCUGUGAUUAAAAGAAAUCAGCAGUCUGUCACCACUGAGCAAAACCCCUCUAAGGAAAAUGCUUCAAAACUGACUCUGGAGAACUCAGAAGCUGUAAGCCAGCUCUUAACCAUAGCUCCUCCAAGAGAAGGGGGUGAGGACAGUGAGUGGGAGGAAGUGAUUGUCUCCGAUGCUCAUGUUUUGGUCAAGGAAGUUCCUGGGAAUCGUGGCGCAGCGGUAACUAAGAUGCCGGUUGUCAAGAAUGGUGUAAAGGCUGAGGUCUCCCUGGGGACACCUGAGAAUGACAGUGCUGGACCAGACAAACCGCCAUUGGCCGAGGGGACCAGCACCUCCAGUUUACUCCAAGCUCACAAAAAGUCUCCAGGAGUUGACCUGUUCACCACUGGACCGAAAGCCCCAGAGCUCAAAGGCAGAGCCCGAGGCAAGCCCUCCUUACUGGCUGCAGCGAGACCUAUGAGAGCAAUACUGCCAGCCCCAACAAGUAUUGGACGGGGCAGCAGUGUGGGACUGCCCAGGGCCAGUCAGGCUUUCCCCCUGGAUAAGACUCCCUCUGUGAGGACUUGUGGCCUGAAGCCAAGCACGCUGAAACAGCUGGGCCAACCCGUCCAGCAGCCGCCCAGCACUGGUGAAGUAAAGCUAUCCAGUUGCACAAGCAACAGGACUCCUCAGUUGAAAAUCGUAGAGGUCAAGCCUGACAUGUUCCCUCCGUAUAAAUACAGCUGCACCGUCACAUUGGAUUUGGGCCUGGCUACCUCGAGAGGACGGGGAAAGUGCAAAAACCCCUCCUGUAGCUAUGUCUACACCAACCGGCACAAACCUCGGAUCUGUCCCAGCUGUGGUUUUAACCUUGCCAAAGACAGGACUGAGAAAACUACAAAGGCCAUCGAGGCGAGCUCACCACACCCAGAUGUGCCAAGUACCACAGAACCCCUGAACACAACCCAGAGGGAGAUCCAGCGUCAGUCCACGCUGCAGCUGCUGCGUAAAGUCAUGCAGAUUCCUGAGAAUGAGUCAGAGCUGGCUGAGGUCUUUGCCUUGAUUCAUGAACUAAACAGCUCUCGACUUAUCCUGUCCAACGUGAGUGAGGAGACAGUCACCAUCGAGCAGACCUCCUGGUCGAAUUAUUAUGAGUCUCCAUCCACACAGUGCCUUCUCUGUAGCAGCCCAUUGUUCAAAGGGGGACAAAACUCUCUGGCCGGGCCCCAGGAAUGCUGGCUCCUGACAGCUAACCGGCUACAGGUGGUGACUGCCCAGGUGAAGAUGUGUCUGAAUCCUCAUUGUUUGGCUUUGCACAGCUUCAUGGACAUCUACACAGGUCUCUUUAAUGUGGGGAAUAAGUUGCUAGUCAGCCUGGACUUACUUUUCGCAAUCCGGAACCAGAUUAAGUUGGGAGAGGACCCCAGAGUAUCUGUCGGUGUUGUGCUGAAGUCUGUGCAGGAACAAACAGAGAAGACACUGACUUCAGAGGAGCUGAGCCAGCUGCAGGAACUGUUGUGCAAUGGCUAUUGGGCUUUUGAGUGUCUCACUAUUCGAGACUACAAUGACAUGAUCUGUGGAAUCUGUGGUGUGGCCCCCAAAGUGGAAAUGGCUCAGAGGAAUGAAGAGAAUGUGCUGGCCCUGAAGAGUGUGGAGUUUACCUGGCCUGAAUUCUUGGGCUCCAGUGAGGUGAACGUAGAGGACUUUUGGACCACAAUGGAGACAGAAGUGAUUGAGCAGGUUGCAUUCCCUACCAGUAUCCCCAUCACCAAGUUCGAUGCCUCUGUUAUUGCUCCCUUCUUCCCACCACUCAUGAGAGGAGCUGUGGUUGUCAACACUGAGAAAGACAAAAACUUGGAUGUGCAGCCAGUACCUGGCAAUGGCAGUGCCUUGGUGAGACUGCUGCAGGAAGGCUCCUGCAAGCUGGAGGAACUCGGUUCCUAUGGUGGGGAGGAACUGCAGUACCUUCUGGAGCAGUGUGACAUCCCCUUUGGCCCAGAAGACUCGAGGGAUCAGCUCUGCUUCUCCUUAUUGGCCCUCUAUGAAUCUGUACAGAAUGGAGCCAGAGCUAGACCGCCCCCAACUCAUUUCACAGGGGGUAAAAUCUACAAAGUGUGCCCCCAUCAGGUGGUCUGUGGUUCCAAGUAUCUUGUUCGAGGUGAAAGUGCCCGUGACCACGUAGAUCUGCUUGCCUCUUCCCGCCACUGGCCACCUGUCUAUGUGGUAGAUAUGGCCACACCGGUGGCCCUGUGUGCUGACCUCUGCUACCCAGAGCUGACUAGCCAGAUGUGGGGGAAGAACCAGGGCUGUUUCUCUAAUCCUACAGAGCCAGUUGUGAGUGUGUCCUGCCCUGAACUCUUGGACCAGCAUUAUUCUGUGGAUGUGACAGAGGCUGAAAACUCUGUCCAGCAUCCAGUCACUAAGACUGCGACACGGCGUAUUGUCCAUGCAAACACAAAGCCCGAUCCCAGUGACCCUAGUGCUGGCCACCGUUCCUUAUCACUGUGCCCUGAGCUGGCACCCUAUGCCUCUACCACGGACAGCAAACUCAGCAGCGUCCGCCAGCGGCCCAUCGCCUUUGACAAUGCCACCCACUAUUACCUCUACAACCGCCUCAUGGACUUCCUCACCAGCCGAGAGAUUGUCAACAGGCAGAUCCAUGACAUUGUGCAGAGCUGCCAGCCUGGCGAGGUGGUCAUUCGUGACACCCUCUAUCGCCUUGGGGUUGCUCAGAUCAAAACAGAGACCCAGGAGGAUGGAGAGGAAGAAAUAGUAGCCUCGGUGGUUGAAUAAGCCAGGUUUUUAUGUCCAGGGCCUGCAUCAUCUCUCUCAAGCCAUAAUAUGGCCCUUGCCCGAGUUCUAUUGAGGGGUCCUGCAGUCCUCUGUAGGGAGGGCCUCUGACUGCUGGAACUGACCAAAGAGCUUCCAUUUCAUGAGCACAGUGGGGGCCCUCAACCUCUGGGGCCCAGGAGAGGUGCUGGGAAACCUCUCCUUGACCUGAGAGCACGUGGGGGGGUAGAGGGUAUGGUAUUUUAAGCAUCAAAUGCUGAUGGAAAGGCUGGGGCCUGGUUGCCCAGACCCACCACCACCUGGAGUCCUGCACCAGGUGGGGCGGCCAUUGAGCUAAGCUGUUCCGUAGGAAGGAGCUCUGGCUCCUGUCCUGUGGGCUUCCUGGCCUGCCUUUGACUAGAGCCCUUGUUGGCUUAUUCACUCUUGGGGUCUCUUUGGGCCCUUCAUCCUCCCUAAAGGAGGGGUGCAUUCUUUCUUCCUCUAGCUCUCCCUGUUCCCACACCUUGGGGUAGCUGAGGAGAAGGAACAAUUACAGCUCUCUCUAGGACUCUCCUCUGCCCUGGGUUUGGGGGAGGAGAAUCCUUCCUCCUUUCUCUGGCCACUGCUACUGUACCCUACAUCCUCUGGGCCCUCAGACCCUCACCACAGAGGGGAUGUGGCCCAUGGUUGUGACAUAGCUGACAAGCAGUAGGAAAACUCCCUUCUGUGAAGGGGAAGCAGAUUCGGGCCAUAAAAAAACUGCAGCAUGGGCUCAGGUGCCCAUGUAUUUGCUUAGGGCCCAGGAUUGACCGAGUGCUAUUUAAUUUAUUGAGAGGGUGGGAUAGGUGGCAUUCCCUCUCGUUCUUCCCCCAACAAGAAUAAAGUUUAUUAAAUUAUCUGGUUUUGAUGAA